Diaporthe amygdali is the source of this 1449-nucleotide messenger RNA. RefSeq names its product ldehyde dehydrogenase. Lineage: Eukaryota; Fungi; Ascomycota; Sordariomycetes; Diaporthales; Diaporthaceae. The transcript has 4 exons. The coding region runs from base 1 to 1449 and encodes 482 amino acids. The record is from RefSeq and is a predicted model, not a curated record. Gene Ontology annotation, molecular function: aldehyde dehydrogenase (NAD+) activity.
AUGAGUUCCACCGCUGAGUACAAGAUCGGCUUCACGACGUUCCAGAACGUGAUCAAUAAUGAGCUGACCUCGACAGCGAGGACUAGGCAUGGAGUGAAUCCAAGUACGGAAGAGACCCUACCGGAGGUGCCUCUCUCCGGGCAGAAUGAGGUCGACCAGGCCGUGGCAGCCGCCAGGGCGGCAUUCCCUGCGUGGCGUGCCAAGACCUGGGAUGAGCGUGCCUCACAUGUCCAGAAGCUGGCCGAUGCGAUCGAGGCAAACCAUGAUGAGAUCCGGGAUCUCUUGGUCACAGAGUCUGGCAAGGCGUUCUCCACAGCCAACAUGGAGAUGCAAUUCAGCAUUGGACACCUGCGCGUGACUUCCGGGCUUCGCAUCCCAGACGAGACUGUCGAGGACACAGAUGAGCGUACUGCAGUGGUUCGGUAUCGCCCUCUCGGUGUUGGUUGUGCAAUCGUCCCUUGGAACUGGCCUCUGCUGCUUGGUGUGGGGAAGAUUGGACCCGGUGUCAUGGCCGGCAAUACGAUCAUCGUGAAGCCCUCGCCCUACGCGCCAUACACCCUCAUCAAGGUCGCUGAGUUGGCCGCCAAGAUUUUCCCUCCAGGUGUUAUCCAAGUGCUCAGUGGAGACGAAGCCCUGGGCCCGCUCCUGACUCUGCAUCCUGGCAUCAACAAGAUCAGCUUCACUGGAAGUACCGCUACUGGCAAAAAGGUUGCGGAGGCUUGCGCCAAGACAAUUAAGAGGCUUACUCUCGAGUUGGGCGGUAAUGAUGCAGCUAUUGUUUGCGAUGACGCUGACCUUGCUAAGGUCGUGCCAAAGGUUAGCACCCUUGCCUUGAUUAGUUCAGGACAAAUCUGUAUGAACAUCAAGCGGAUAUAUGUUCAUGAGAAGAUUUAUGACGACUUCAUGAAGGCCAUAGUGGAUUUCAUCCGCAACAACCUCAAGCACGGGCCGGCGGCGGACCCGAACACGGCAGUUGGCCCCGUUCAGAACAGCAUGCAGUAUGCCAAAGUUCUGAAUCUUUUUGAAGCAGCCGACAAGGAAGGAUGGAAGAUCGCUACUGGCGGUCUCAAGGAGAAGAAGGAGGGCAAGGGUUUCAUCCUACCCCCAACCAUCAUCGAUGACCCCGCUGAGGGCUCGCGGAUCGAGGCUGAGGAACCCUUCGGACCAAUCUUGCCUGUCAUGAGGUGGUCAAACGAGGCGGACGUAGUACGUCGCGCCAACGGUUUUGACUCGGGACUGGGUGCCUCUGUCUGGAGCAGCGACAUCGCCAAGGCGACCAAAAUCGCAGACCAGCUUGAGGCCGGUAGCGUGUGGGUGAACACCCAUUUCGAGGUUGGCCCGCACAUGCCUUUCGGUGGACACAAGCAGGCUGGUUUGGGGAUGGAAUGGGGAGUUGUCGGUCUCAAGGGCUGGUGCAACCCUCAGGCAUUCUGGACAAGGAAGGACUGA